GCCCAACCCAGACCCAGCACGCCCUCGCGGUGUGCACGCCAGCCUGCGCCAGCCCGAGGACCGGCAGCAUGACUGCAGACACACAGCGCGGCGGUACGCUGGUGGCGGCCCUUGUGACGCUGACCCUCCUGGCCCGCGGCGGCGGCGCGGCGGCCGAGCGCAGGCAGCAGGACUGCUUCUGCACCGGGCUGUGGACGUGCAUCGCCAGAACGGGACUUCCCUACAGCGAAUGCGACCAGACGGGCAUGCGGGUCAUCUGCUGCGUGCCGCGGCCCGCGCUGGGCACCAUUCCCGGCCCCAUGGUCGCGCCGACGCCCGACCCGUCGCCCGCGCCGUCACCCGCCAACAACGAGGUGCCGGUGGCCGAGGCGGAGGCCCUGAGGACGGACGCCGACACCCACUUCCGCUACUCGACGGGGCGGCCGACCGGGCGAACGGCGUCCAUCUCCACGACGGCGCUGCCCGUGACGAUCUACCGGCACGCCGUCAGCACGACACCCCGUUCGGCGCCCACGGCCACGCCGCCCUCGUACACGGCCUUCGACGAGGAGGACGACGCGGAUGAAGAGGACGACGACGAUGAGAUGAUCUCAAGGACAAGCAGCAGCCCUCUGAGUACGACACCCAGGACCGUGACCACAACGACGAGGCCACCCAGGCCCCCGCAGAGGCCGUCUUCGAGCCCGAGGCCCGCCCCGAGGCCCGCCCCGAGGCCCGCCGCGAGGCCCUUCGCUGUGUUCGUGACGCCCGUGCCGGCGCAGCACGCGCAGCACGCGCAGCGCGUCGAGGCCGCGCAGGAGAUCGAGUGGGGCGACGGCGCCCCGCACAGCAACUGGAGCGAGGAGGAGGCGGUGGAGAUCAGCCGCGUGGGCGGCGUGGCCCUGCAGCAGCGCCAGCCCAAGAAGAUCGAUUGGAACAACCUGAGCAGGAAGCAGGGUCAGCAGGCCGGCCGGCAGAGCAACGCCCUGCCGCCGCCCGCGCCCAAGGACGUGACCGUGGCCCCCGUGGCCGUGCCCUGGUCGUCGUGGACGGAGUGCGGCAGGAAGGGCGCGGACUCGGGCCGCGACGGCCAAGCGGAGCCCGCGGAGUGGCCGUGGCACGCCGCGCUGCUCGAGACAGCUUCGGACCGGUACGUGUGCGGAGCCACGCUGGUGGGACCGACGUGGCUGCUCACCGCGGCGCACUGCAUCGUGGACUACCCCGACCCCAGCGCCCUCAAGGUCCGCGUGGGCGAGCUGGACGUGCGCUCCGACUCCGAGUCCUUCACCCAGGAGCGCGCCGUGGUGCAGGUGGUGGCGCACCCCGCCUUCGACUUGGCCUCUCUGCGGCACGACAUCGCCAUGGUCCGGAUCGCCCGGCCGCCCCGCGACCACCGCAACGUGGCCGCCGUGUGCCUGCCGCCGCCCGCCGCCGACACCCCGGACCACCCGGACCAGGACGACGCCGAGGACUUCCCCCGAGAGGGCACCGUGUGCGUGGUCACGGGCUGGGGCCGCAAGGACGAGGUGUCGCCGCACUCCGAGGUCCUGAAGGAGGUGCCGGUCCCCAUCUGGUCCCGCGGCCCCUGCCAGGAGGCCCUGCGCGCCCACCUGGGCCCGUCCUUCCAGCUGCCCCGGACCGCCCUCUGCGCCGGCGCCAAGGGCCGCGACGCCUGCGACGGCGACGGCGGCGGCCCCAUGGUGUGCCGCUCUGUGGGCAGCUCGGGCGGCUCGGGCAGGUGGUACCAGAUGGGCAUCGUGAGCUACGGCAUCGGCUGCGGACGCAACAAUAGCCCGGGCGUGUACACCAAGCUGUCCAGCUACACGGCGUGGGUGCGCGGCGUGGUGGCCGGUGUCCGGGACGCUGCGGCGCCAGCAGCGUCUGCCCCACGGCCCCCGGCGGCAGCGUCGCCGCUCGUCCCGGUCAACCGGGUGCCGGGCCCUCGCCCUGCCCCCAGGCCGACGGCCAGGCCGACCCCUCGCAAUCUAGUGCAACAUGUGCCAGGCCCGGCAGUGAGCAGGGUCCGCGUGAACCACUACACCGGGCCUGGGCCGUCCUCCACCACGCCUCCCAAGCCCACCUCCGCGGCCUCCAAGGCGCCCACCAGGAGCGUGGUUGUGCUUGGCAGCGAUCGCGACGAGACCGUUGAGGACGAGGAGGAGGAUCAGGAGGACUCGGUGGAGGCCGUGACACACGGGGACGACGGCCCCGCGUCCCCGGCGGUCUCGACCACGACGACGCCCUCGACCGCGACGCAGCGCUCGGGCCGCGCCAUGCAGCACAACGCGACGCUCGGCGGGCAGGGCGGGCAGGGCCGGCAGGGCCACAGCGCGGGCGUGAGCUUCUUCCGCAGCACCUUCGGCUCGAGCGGCUGGAACUACCCGCUGGAGGGCCACAAGGCGUCGGCCACGGUCUCCUCGGCCCAGAGCGUGACGCCGGCGCCGGUGGGGCAGUCGCAGCAGGUGCGGCAGGCACAGCCCUCCAAAUGGUACUCGCCGUCGUACUCGGGCAGCUACCGCGGCGUCGCGGGCGGCCCCCGACUGCCCGGCCAGAUCCUGAGUAACGUGGCCGGCCGCACGGCGGGCGGACUCAACCGCUGGUACUCGCCAUUCUACUCGGGCAGCUACCGCGGGGACUACAACGCCUUUCCGAGGGACGAGCGCGAGGACCGCCAGGACACCUCCACCACAGCCACCGCGGCCACAACGUCGUCGACCACAGCCGUCCCCAGGGCCGCAUACAAGGUGCGACCCCCGCUGGCCGCGCCUCGCUGGUUCGCCCCGCUGCACGAGGAGGCCUUCCAGGGCCGCAGCUGGUACACGUCCUUCCACAACGGCACCAUCCGCACGGGGUACUCGAGCGGCCUGGGCCUUGGCCUGGGCCUUGGCAGUGCAGGCAGCACCAAGCACCGCUUCGGCCCCGGCGCGGCCAGGAAGGACAAGGACCACACGUGGACCUUCCUCGUCAAGACGGGAGCCAAGGGCACCAGCAUCACGUUGGACAGCAGCAACAGCACCCACAGCGAGGGUACGUCCUACACGCCUUACGUGGCGGAGCAGGGCGGGCGCCAGGGCCGCACGCUGGUCAACUUCACCAACACCUUCACGUACCCCAGCGCGCAGCACCGCAACACGACUCACGCUCGCGCCGCCCCACGCGCGGCGCCCAGCGGGCUGAGCAGCAGCUACAGCAUCUACCGCAUCUACCCCAGCGUGUACAACACGGAGUACCGCGCCGCCAGCCCGCCACGGGGGCGCGACCCCAAGGCGCUGGAGAGCCCCGUUGCGACCAAGACCCCCGCGCAGGUGGCCGCCACUGUCCCUGAGACGAGCCGAAACAGCAUCGUCGGGUACAGUCACUUCAGCACGGGCAGCACGGCGGUCAACUUCAACAUCACCCACGAGCCGUUGGCCUCCUCUGCGCCCUCCCCGGCGCCAGCCCCCGCACCGGCCUUGGCCCAGGAUCGCUCUACACCGCCGCCGCCCGCCUUGCCCGCUGUAGCGGCAGAGCCCACCGUGGAGGCGGCGCCCGAGGACGUACCCGUGGUGACCACGAUAGCCGCACUCGACCUGACGACCCUGCGAGCCGCCACGGCCGAGGACAGCACGACGGGCGGGGAGGGCAUGGACGUGCCCCCAGUGUCUUUCAUUUCAACCACCGAGUCCGACACGAGCGCCCCGACGGCCACGCCGCCGGUCACGAGCACGCCCACGGAGAGCGUGACGGCGACCAGCACCGAGUACACCACCAGGGACGUCAUGACCACCACCACCGAGGCGGACGCAGCGGCCCUGCGUGGCCGAGGCCGUGCCAGGGCGAGGCUGUCGUCUGAGGACAGUGACAGCAGCGCAGAGGCCGAGGACCGCAAGGCCGCGCCUCUGCUCAAUACUGUGAGUGCGGUCAGCACGUUGGCCAGGCGCGGCGGCCAGCACACCGAUCAGGACUCGCUGUUCGCACCUCGGCGUCGACCGGAGGCCGAGCGCGUCGCCGAGGGCCUGGAGACCACCUGGGGCGACAAGACGUCUCGGCGCGGGCGCGGGCAGGGCUCGCGCGGAGGCAGGAGACUGGAGACACCUCAGACGUCCGCACACGGGGCGGACACUGACAGCACGGCCAGCAUUGCGCCGAGCCCGCGCGCGCGGAGCAGAAGCAGGUCUCGGCCGCAGUACCAGGGGCAGCCCGAGGAGGCCGUCAGCUUCAUUGCGAGGAAGCCGGUGGCGGCGAGCCCGCGCGCCAACAAGGAGCGCGUCCCCAACGCCGGCCCGGUGCGGCACAGCAGGCCCGUGGACGUCGCUGUCCAGCCCGAUACGGCGUUCGUGCACCCCGCGCACCCCGCGCAGGGCGUGGCCGACGCGGACGCGGCACGAGCGUCACGCGCUCGUGGACGUCGGCCGUCGGGGACUGCGUCGCCCACCUCGGCGCCGGCACCACCGCCACCGCCUCCACCCGCACCGACUGACCUAGACGGCCACCUAGACGGCCCGGAGGUCAUGCAGUUCGUGGCCGAAGUGAAGCCACCCAGGGCCAGAGGCAGGAGCCGGAAGAAUGACUCGCGUCGCCGAGGCCCCAGCGCCGCCAUCCCCCAGCAGGCGGUCCACGAAGUGGAGCCGGAGGAUAUCUUCGCGCCGGUCAGCGCCGCUUCACCUGCGCCGCCCCGCCACCAGCCUCAGCGCGCGUACAGCAAGAAGCCCCGCAAGCAGCUCAAGAAGGUCUCGCUGGCGUCCGGCGAGGUGCAGGAGCCGCUGGAGACGGCGUACGCGUCAAGUCCCGCAUCGCCUCGCCUGCAACACGCGUGGGGUCCGGUGGCCACUGAGGCGUCUGGCGACGUCCUGUCAGACUUGAGGGACGACGGCCUCGAGCACCGCGAUGAUGCCGUCGAGGACCUGGAGCGCGACGACAUCUACUCGUUUCUGAGCCAGCGCGCCAAGCGGAGGCGUGCCAAGGGAAGCCCCUCCCACGGUGCAGAGCCCACCAUGGCCGCCAUGGCCGAACCUCUAGCAGGGGGGCCCGGGGGCCCCGCGGGGGGCGCGCCCGCCAUGGCCGAGGCAGACCCCUUGCAGGGCCCGCAGGCGCCGCGAUGGGGCAGGAAGGGGGCCCCGGCAAGGAGGCGGGGGCUGGCGGUCAUCGACGAGUAAUGCGUUGUUAUUGUUGUUUUUAUUUUUGUUAAUGGUUCGUAGUUUGUUACUGUAUACCACCACGCUUCGUUCUUUAUAAUAAUGUAAUAAGACUGCUAGUUUUUUUGACCUCUCUACACGAGAAUCUCCUGGCUCCCUUAGUCACCUGGGAGCCCCGGGAAUCCUCAUUAACCAAAUAUAAAGUAUGAGUACUCUCGAACUGAUAGAGCUUUUUCUUAGGAUUUUAUAUAUUUGGACUAAUAUAUUCAUUCCAGUUGUUCAGUGUA
Molecule: messenger RNA, 5380 nt
Organism: Thrips palmi
Lineage: Eukaryota; Metazoa; Arthropoda; Insecta; Thysanoptera; Thripidae
Product: mucin-19-like
Exons: 11
Coding region: 69-5114 (1681 amino acids)
Biological process (GO): proteolysis
Molecular function (GO): serine-type endopeptidase activity
Source: RefSeq, a predicted model, not a curated record